AUGUCCCUAAGGCUUGGAGCUCAAUGUCUAGUUGUUGGAUCAUCAUCAUCUGCUGCUAUAGAAAUCCUCAAAACCCAUGAUAGAAUUAUGUCAGGGAGACAUGUUCCAAAUGCUAUUCCAGCAAAAAGAUCAGAUCUUGACAAGAUACCAAUGGGCUGGACUUCUGAAUGUCACAAUGAAUGGAGAUACUUGAGGACUUUAUGCAGAACUGAGCUUUUUUCAGGCAAAGUAUUGGAGUCUCAAGCUUAUAUGAGGGAGAAAAAAGUGAUGGAAUUGGUAGAAUUCUUGAGGUCAAAAGAAGGUCAAGUAGUGAAUAUUGGAGAGCUAGUCUUUGUAACUAUUUUGAACAUGUUGAGUAUUGUUCUGAUAUCUAAAGAUAUGGUUAAUUUUGAGAAAGAAACACAAGAUGGUGGGAUUAGAUAUCUAAUAAGAGGAUUAAUGGAAGCAGUCUCAACACCAAAUGUAGCUGAUUUUUAUCCAGUUUUAGGUAAAUUAGAUCUUCAAGGUCUGCGAAAAAGAGCUAGAUAUGUAAUGAAAAGAUUCGUUCCAACUGGGAGUCGAUUCUUGAAGAAAGAAGGAAAAAUAAAGAGAGUGGUUCUUCUAGCCAACAAGAUUUCUUGGAAGCUGUCCUUGAUAAUGGUCUUACCAAUGAUUGUAUCCACCAGCAAUUCGUGGUUUGUUCCCUCUCCUUCUCUCAAAUUUGCUUUGUGA
Solanum stenotomum is the source of this 711-nucleotide messenger RNA. RefSeq names its product corytuberine synthase-like. Gene Ontology annotation, molecular function: heme binding; iron ion binding; monooxygenase activity. Lineage: Eukaryota; Viridiplantae; Streptophyta; Magnoliopsida; Solanales; Solanaceae. The record is from RefSeq and is a predicted model, not a curated record. The transcript has a single exon. The coding region runs from base 1 to 711 and encodes 236 amino acids.